Molecule: messenger RNA, 231 nt
Organism: Dicrocoelium dendriticum
Lineage: Eukaryota; Metazoa; Platyhelminthes; Trematoda; Plagiorchiida; Dicrocoeliidae
Source: the annotation of a GenBank genome assembly
AUGUACUGCAAUCGUUCAUUCAAAAAUUGGUCAGUGGACAGUAGCUUAACAAAAAUUCCGCAUUAUCCUCCGGAGCGCCCGGUCCUUCGUAGAACGGGUUCGCGCUCUCCACUACUACCCCGUGACUCCCUGUCAAGUAUAGAUAUCACUCUAUUGGUUCGCCCUGCCGAGUCUGUUGUCAUAGCAGCUGACCUCAAAUGCCGCCAUCAUAAUUACGGUAUUAGUCUGCAC